GCCCACGCCGGAAGUAGUGCGGAACGUCUCCGUGAGGUGACGUCACUUCCGGGUUCCCCCCUCCCUCCCACACGUGUGUCCAGCAUGGCGGAUCUACAGAUGAAACUUCUGAGGAGAAAAUUGGAGAAACGGAGCCGGAAAGUCCGAGAGAGGAAAGGAGCGGGGAAGGUCUCCAUAGAGGAGAGUGUGGUGGAAGAUGGAGAAGAGGAGGAGGAGAAGGUGGAGGAGAUCGGCGACAUCCCGCAGCCAGCCGCAGUCAGUGGAGGUGAUGAGGAGCCCCCCAAGCCCUCCCCCACCAAGAGGAAGAAGAAGAAGAAACGGAAGAUGCCGGUGACAGAGGAUGGCAGUGCAGACGCCAAGAGAGUGAAGAAUGAAGAGGAAUCCGAGACAAAUGCAGAAGCCAAGGAUGAAGAUGGCGCAGCGGUCAAUUCUGAGAAGGAGGAUGAUGAUGAAGAAGAGGAGUCGAGUUUACCGAUGGGCCUGACAGGAGCCUUUGAGGAGGAGUCGUUCUCCUCGCUGUCCAGUCUGGUGGAUGAGAGUACGCUGAGGGCGAUCUCUGAGAUGGGAUUCACUCACAUGACGGAGAUUCAGCAUAAAACCAUCCGGCCUCUUCUGGAGGGAAGAGACGUCCUGGCUGCGGCUCGUACCGGCAGUGGGAAGACGUUGGCCUUCCUGAUCCCGGCCAUAGAACUCGUCUACAAGCUGAAGUUCAUGCCGAGAAACGGAACCGGGGUCCUCAUCUUGUCCCCCACCAGGGAGUUGGCCAUGCAGACGUACGGCGUUCUGAAGGAGCUGAUGGCCCACCAUGUCCACACCUACGGCCUGAUAAUGGGGGGGAGCAACCGCUCCGCAGAGGCCCAGAAACUGGCCAAUGGCAUUAAUAUUAUUGUGGCCACGCCUGGGAGAUUGCUGGACCACAUGCAGAACACGCCUGGCUUCAUGUACAAGAACCUGCAGUGCCUUGUGAUCGACGAGGCCGAUAGAAUCCUGGAGGUCGGCUUUGAGCAAGAAAUGAAACAGAUCAUCGGCCUGCUACCAAAACGCCGGCAGACGAUGUUGUUCUCGGCCACUCAGACCCGGAAGGUGGAGGAUUUGGCUCGGAUCUCCCUGAAGAAGGAGCCGCUGUAUGUGGGGGUGGAUGACAACAAGGACACGGCCACUGUGGAUGGUCUGGAGCAGGGGUAUGUCGUCUGCUCCUCCGAGAAACGCUUCCUGCUGCUCUUCACCUUCCUGAAGAAGAACCGGAAGAAGAAGAUGAUGGUUUUCUUCUCCUCCUGCAUGUCGGUGAAGUUCCAUUACGAGCUCCUGAACUACAUCGACCUUCCAGUGAUGGCCAUUCAUGGGAAGCAGAAACAGACCAAACGUACCACCACCUUCUUCCAGUUCUGUAAUGCGGAUUCCGGGAUCCUCCUUUGUACGGAUGUCGCUGCCAGAGGAUUGGACAUUCCGGAGGUGGAUUGGAUUAUCCAGUACGAUCCGACCGAUGACCCCAAGGAAUACAUUCAUCGGGUUGGCAGGACGGCCCGCGGGAUCGGUGGGCGGGGCCACGCUCUUCUGAUUCUCCGGCCGGAGGAGUUGGGAUUCCUGCGUUUCCUGAAACAAGCCAAGGUCCCACUGAGCGAGUUUGAGUUUUCCUGGAGUAAGAUUUCGGACAUCCAGUCACAGUUGGAGAAGUUGAUAGAGAAGAAUUAUUACCUCCACAAGUCGGCGCAGGAAGCGUACAAAGCGUACAUCCGCGCCUACGACUCGCACUCACACAAGCAGAUCUUUAACGUCAACACGCUGGAUCUGCCGAAAGUCUGCACGUCCUUCGGGUUCCGGAUCCCGCCAUUCGUGGACCUCAACGUGAACAGCAGCGGAGGGAAGCGGCUCCAGAAGCGCGGCGGGGGAGGGGGAUUCGGCUACCAGAAGCCUCAAACCGUCUACAAAGCGAAGAUCUUCAAACACUUCAACCGGAGCGGCCGCGCAGACGGGCGACAAUUCACCCGCUAAACUCCUCCCACCCCGGAGAGGGCGGGACUUCUUCACCAGCCGGAGAUAACAGACUGCAAUAUGUGACUGUCAGAGAUUUCUCUUCCCUCCAAUCGUGAGAGGAAAUGUUCAGAUUUAUUAUUAUUCUUUUAUAAACAAAAUCCCGGCCUGGAAUCUUAUUGGUCCUCGGAGAGAAGAGGGGGAGGGGCGAGCUCAUGUCGACGCGUUUCACUGGAGAGGAUCGGAGCUCCUCCUUCACACCCGACACCGAUCAUCAGGGGGGGAGUCUGAGAGGCGUGACUUGUCCUGGACUCCGCCCCCUUCUGUAAGAUAUUAGAUCUGGUCACCUGACUUGUCCUGGACUCCGCCCCCUUUUGUAGGAUAUCAGAGAUCUGGUCACCUGACUUGUCCUGGACUCCGCCCCUUCUAUAGGAUAUCUGGUCACCUGACUUGUCCUGGGCUCCGCCCCUUCUGUACUCUGGGAGGGAUCUGAUUCCUCGGCACAGAUUUGUAUCGGAGAUUCCUCAGAAUAAAACCUUUUCCACCAAUCGUGUGCCGGAUUCUCACUGCUCCGCUCUGAUGAGGGGGGAGGGGGUGGGUCCUCCUGUCUGUGACAAGUAUUCCUAUAUUGUCUGAUUUAUAUUUUCCCCUCCCCUCCCCCACCAUAUUGUAUAUGAAAUCUUUCUAUUUUCAUUAAAUAACCUGUGAUGUCA
This is a messenger RNA of Rana temporaria (common frog), 2684 nucleotides long. RefSeq names its product DEAD-box helicase 18 (gene DDX18). The record is from RefSeq and is a predicted model, not a curated record. Bases 85 to 1992 code for a protein of 635 amino acids. NCBI's taxonomy places the organism in Eukaryota, Metazoa, Chordata, Amphibia, Anura, Ranidae. The transcript has 14 exons. Gene Ontology annotation, molecular function: nucleic acid binding; RNA helicase activity; ATP binding. Gene Ontology annotation, biological process: maturation of LSU-rRNA from tricistronic rRNA transcript (SSU-rRNA, 5.8S rRNA, LSU-rRNA). Gene Ontology annotation, cellular component: nucleolus.